UCCUACAUAAUAUAUAAGCCGACAGUAUAUGCAAAACCGACUUUAUCGGCGCCGGCGAGUGGUGAAUGAAAUAUUACCUUGCCACCAGACGCGACGGAGGUGAAACAAUCCACACAAUUCGAUACAUAUAAAAUCUAGCGAUCGUCCCUCCCUUCUAAGAGCAGCUAGGGUUUAAGACUUCAAUUCGGGCGUGCAUUGGGAAUAUAUGAUUUGUUACGAGCACUCGAACUCGAAGAUGAUAGAGCUUUUCGGAGGUGCUGAUUGAAUCAGGCAAGAAGAUUUCCUGUACAGGGUCUUCACAAAGUGGUCUGAAGCACAAAAUAAAUUCUCAAGUGGAGCUAUCCUUGAAACCAAAUUCAUACUGCAACUCACAGAUAUCCCAAUGCUUCCAAGCAUAUUGAAAGAAACGCUUUGUGUGGACCCAAACUGUGCAAAACCUCGUCAUAUUCCACAAACACAAUGGAGAUGUCCUCCAAAACAGAUUGCUAUAGAUUCUAAUUGGCAUGUGGCUGCUGGUGAAGAGAGCACAGAGGCUGUUUCUCAGAGACGUGAUGCCACUGAUCCUAGACCCUCUGCACCAUUAUAUAUGUCUGGUGACAAUGAUGACAACAAAACACCAGUAAUUCCUCUAAAUCCCAUAGAAUUAGAGGAAGAAGGCAGCCUGCGGAACAACAGCUCAACAGCAUCCGUAACUACAGAUAGCAUGAAAAGAGAGAAACAAAAAGAAGUGUUAACAUCAGGCACUUCUGUAACAGACAAUAUUAUUUCAGCAGAAUCUGUAAAGAAUAGUGAUGCUGAAAAGCCUGAAAGUAGCAAGUCCUCUGCCUUGGGAGGUGAUAUCAUGGCCGUUGCUAUGGCUGGUGCCGCAGCUGCUAUAACUGCUUACGCAUCACGCCAAGAUGAACAAACUUCAAUUGAUAUAGGUCUGCUAAUGCAAUUCCUCAGCAACCCAGACACAGUUCACAAAUUGAUCAGCGAGCAAAGUGUCCCAGGAAUUGAGCUUGCCUCCAUACUGAAUAAGCCAACAGUCUCUGUUCCCUUUGUCAGAUCAAACUCAGAUCAGUUAAAAUUGAGUACUAAUAAUACUUGUGUUUCGGGAAAUACUAGUGUGGUUAUCUCGAAACCCGAUGCAAGGACAUCUUCAGGAUCAAUACAAAGCUCCAGACCGGAUCAAGGUCCAAUCGACAUCGAUUUGCUAGCUCGCCUCCUAAAGAACCCAAAAGGUAUUGAAGAGUUAAUUAAAGAAUAUGAUGCCUCUGACAGAUCUGGUAGUCUGUCUGCCUCGAUGAUGAUGAAAGCAACAGUUAAUCAAUCAUCCCCUGCCAUAGCAAACAAUUCUGAACCAUUGCUUUCCUGUGUAAAUACAGAUGGUGAAGAGAGUUCACCUACAAUUACAGGUGUGCCCUUCUUGGUGCCUCAGAAAAUAUUUUCAUCAGUGUUCACUGCCAGUACCAAAAUGAGCUUAAUUGAUAAGCAAUUACCAUCUCCAGAAACAACAAUGGCCCCAAUGUCACCUCUGUAUUCCUCGCGCAGUACCAAUACGGAGGCUGGUGCCAUGAAGAUUGAGAGGCUAGAUGGCGGAGUCGCUGAUGGGAUGAGAAUGGACCCGAGGCCCGUGACAAGGCUCAUGUCACCAGUGGAUUCAGUUUCUUUACCGCAGCUUCUAGGGUUGCCAAAGGCAAGCACCCAGCCAAAUGUGCUGCAAUCAUUUCUGCAGAAGAGGCCAGUUUUACCAGAACUGCACCCGAACCCUGUCUUGAGAGAAAGUUCUUCAGUAGCCAUGCCGCGGUCUAUGCUUAUGUCAUCGUCAGGUUUAGUUCCUUCCCCAAGGACUGAAUUUACUUUGCCCAACUCGCGGCCUGUUGCUAUUAUGGGACCUCUUCCGGUUGCUUUUAGUCACCCAAACCCUCUCAUGAGGUCAGUUGCUCAUCCAGAGAAUCAUGUAAAUUACAUUAGCGACCGAACAGCCCAUGGAGGGUUUGGAUUGCCAAGGGCAAGCUUCCAGCCAACAGCAAAUGUGUUGCAAUCCUUUCAACAGAUGACCCCAGUUUCACCAGAAGUUUACCCGCGCCCUGUCUUAGGAGUGAGUGACCCAGGAUGUAUGCCCGUGACAUCAUUAGGUCUAGAUCCUUUUGCAAGGGCUGACUUGUUUACAUUGCCAAAGGCAAACUCGCAGCUUGCUGCUAAUAUGGGACCUCUUCCGUUAGUCUUGAGUCACACAAACCCUUUUAUGCCAGCAGCUGCUCUUCCAGAGAAUCAUGGAAAUUUCCUCAGUGACGAAACAGGACAACGUAGAGGUAUGCAAAAAACUUUAAAUAAUGGUUUCCUGUCAUCACACGACAACACUCAGGUUGUUGGGCAGGGACUGUCUCUGAUAAAGCCACCGAAGCCCUGCAUUUACUUUAAUACUCCCAGGGGCUGUUGGAAUGGCACCAAUUGCCCAUACAUGCACAUCAAAUCUGAACAACCAGCACCUUCUCAAGUGGAGGCACUGCAUAGCGCAAAAAGAAUAAAGCUAGGUUGGGAAACUACUGGAAGGAUGUAAAAAAGAAAAGAUAGACACAUCAUAAAUUAAGGUAGGUAAGAAGAAAGCUUUACAGGAUGUCCUGUUAUCCUGUGGGACUUUCUUUUUUGAAUAUACUUGAAUACUAGAGCUGCUUCUCUUUGAAAGGGUAUGGAACCCUAAAAACUAUAGUUUUUGUACAUUCUAAGUUAAAAUCUGGCUGUAUACGCUGGGGGUAGUGCAAAGUGCUGAUCUUUGAGCCUCCGGUUAGAUGUAACAUUUGCAGGUAUCCCGGUCUAUUUCAACAAUAUGAUCGGAUGAUUGUUGGGGGCAAGUGCAAAGUGCUGAGCUUUGAGCCUUGGGUUGGAUGUAACAUUUGCCGGCAUCACGGUUCUUUUGACCAAUAUGAUCGGAUGAUUGUUGGACUGGAGUUGCUGAAUGUGAGUGCAGUUGUGCCUCAAACACAACACGCACUGCAUCAAGAUGGGCUUAAUAUGAAACAUACAAAUGAAAAUAGAAAGAGUCUUUACUGAGCUCCGGCAACCAGUGGAGUAACAUGUAAAGCAGGGCUUAAAGUUGAAGUGUUGAUCUAAAAAAUUUCAGUCGUGGAAAGUGUUUUAUCUCUCAAAAGAUAUAAAAUGAUUUGUGGUAUAUUAGGCCUCU
Molecule: messenger RNA, 3166 nt
Organism: Daucus carota subsp. sativus
Lineage: Eukaryota; Viridiplantae; Streptophyta; Magnoliopsida; Apiales; Apiaceae
Exons: 5
Coding region: 383-2545 (720 amino acids)
Molecular function (GO): metal ion binding
Source: RefSeq, a predicted model, not a curated record